AUGGCGUCUUUGAAUGAAAUGAGUUUGAAUGUGCCUCCUCCCGUGCAGCAGCGAAGUGUGGAGCUUGGUGUGACGUUACUGGCAAUGGCGGAACAUUUUCGGACAAUGAGCCCACCACGAUAUAGGAUGGCAAUUAAAUGUGCUCGAGCAUGCUUCCAUACCAUGAUGUCUCCGGAACUAAGUGCCUAUGCUCAUGUUGCAUUAGGUAAGCUGUGUUUCUUCUACACGGAAAAUAUCAACCUUGCUAAAUGCCAUCUUGAACAAGCAUACAAUCAAAUGAAAGAAUUCGGAGCAUCUUACGUUGAGCGACGUUUGGAAGUGGCUUGUUUACUGGCAGAAGUUUACAUGCAGAUGCGCAUGUACGACGCCGCCAAACAUUUGUUGCGUGAAGAAUCUGUACAUUCUCGCAUGUUUCCAAUGAUUCAUGCUCGUAUCCUUUUUCUUUAUGCGGAAGUAUUUGGAAUGGUUAAUGAUUGGAGAAAUGCUGAGGAAGUUGUGAACGUUGGAGCUUCAAUUUUUUCACAACUGGGAAAUCCUGAACUUGAAUGUUACUUUAGUCUCUCAAGCUCUAUGAUUGUUUCUAUGGAAUUAAGUAGGGGCGAGGAGCUAAUGCAACAUAUCAUGAAAGUUGGAGAGAAAAUAACUGCUCUUGGUGAAACACAUCCAUCUGUUGACUACAUUAAAGCAUUUUGCUUUACUAUCCAGAUCUGUUUCUUUCUUUCAGUUGGAUUGAUGAAGAGUACAAAAGUUUGUCUGCGACAGCUGCAGGCACUGGUCCAGCAGAUGAAAGGAGAUUUUGAUGGAGGAAUUGUUCAAUACCCUUUUUUCAACUGGAUGGGCAAAGAAACAUUGACAGCUCUUACAUACGUCUUAACAGUGAUUCAAAGUAUACAGACUUGCCAGCUGGAAAGAGCUUACAAAUACCAUGCUAUUGCCAUGCGUCAUAUUGGUGAGAUGAGGCGUUUAAUGGCUCAGCAAAAUUGGCCUAUUGUUCGUCGGGGAUCUUUGGAGUGUUUAAACGUUUUAGAAAUUGUUUUGCUGCAGAACUUUGCUACUACUCAGAUCAUGCUAGCUAGACCACUAGAGACGAUCAAUGUGCUGCACAUUAUGGUUAACAAAAUGCGGGAAAGUGGAGAUCUGUUCGACCGGUUUGAAGCGCAGGCUCAUGCUUUAAUCGGCCUCUACUGUUGGCUGAUAAGAUUACCGGACGAUGCUGACCGACAUUUCCAAGCCGCUUUGAGAACAACGCACGACACCGAGUUUUGGACAGUAGUUAAUUUGUGUUUGGCUAUCGUCUACUUGCUCACUUGUAGAGAAGCAGAUUUUUAUACCAUUUUUGAAAGGAUUACACCUGGCAAACUUCAGUCAAGUUCACCACUCCUGAAGUCUUCCGCUCAUUUCGUGCAUGCUCUCCACUCUUAUCUUCAUUCUCGUUUUCAAGAAGCAAGAAGUCAUUUAGCUGAUAGCGUCACGAUAGUUAGGGAUGAAGGUGUACCCCGCAUUCAAGCGUUAGCUACUUUAUUAUCGGCAAAGCUUGCCGGUUUUGAAGCGGCUGAUAUUCUUGUCGCAGCCAAUGACUGGGCUGCAAAAAGUAGCGAUCAGUCCUUGAUGCUUUGGUCAAAUCAUAUGAUUUGCGACUUACAAACGCGAUUUGGAAAUAUGGAGCAAGCACAAGCGAUCAAGGCUGGAAUUGAUCAGGUUGAGUCCUGUAUUAUGCAAAGCACAAGGGAAGCUAUGAAUUCAGAGGCUCAUCGACUGGUUAAGUGGGACGGGUUAGCCCAAACUGGUUGA
Molecule: messenger RNA, 1791 nt
Organism: Enterobius vermicularis (human pinworm)
Lineage: Eukaryota; Metazoa; Nematoda; Chromadorea; Rhabditida; Oxyuridae
Source: the annotation of a GenBank genome assembly